CUCGGCACGCUCCGGCCCCGCUCCCACAGGAGCCAUGACGCAGCAACCCCAGGAGGACUUCAACAGGAGUGUGGAAGACGCCCAGGCGUGGAUGAAGGCCGUGCAGGAACGGCUGCAGCUCAAUGACAACACCCAGGGGCCCCGAGCGGCCCUGGAGGCCAGGCUCCGAGAGACGGAGAAAAUCUGCCAGCUGGAGCCAGAGGGGCACGUGAAGGUGGACCUGGUGCUGCGGGCAGCUGAGGCCCUCCUGGCAGCUUGCCGCGAGGACCAGAAGCCAGAGAUCCUGGCCCAGCUGCGGGAUAUCAAAGCCCAGUGGGAAGAGACAGUCACUUACAUGACCCACUGCCACAGCCGCAUCGAAUGGGUGUGGCUGCACUGGAGAGAGUACCUGCUGGCCCGCGACGAGUUUUACCGCUGGUUCCAGAAGAUGAUGGUCACAUUGGAGCCCCGCGUGGAGCUGCAGCUGGGCCUGAAGGAGAAGCAGUGGCAGCUGAGCCACGCCCAGGUGCUGCUGCACAAUGCCCACAACCAGGCCGUGCUCGUGGACCGGCUGCUGGAGGAGGCCGCCUCCCUGUUCAACAGGAUCGGGGACCCCAGUGUGGACGAAGACGCCCAGAAGAGGAUGAAGGCGGAGUAUGACACCGUGAAGGCCAGAGCCCAGGACCGGGUGAACCUGCUGGCCCAGGUGGCCCAGGAACAUGAGCAGUACCAGGCAGGUGUGGAUGAGUUCCAGCUGUGGCUGAAGGCGGUGGUGGAGAAGGUGCACAGCUGCCUGGGGCGGGGCAGCACGCUCAGCACGAAGCUCCGCCUCUCUGCGAUGCAGGACAUCGCCAAGGAUUUUCCCAGGGGUGAGGAGUCUCUGAAGAGGCUGGAGGAGCAGGCCACGGGCGUCAUUCGGAACACCUCUCCUUUGGGCGCCGAGAAGAUCUCUGAUGAACUGGAGGAGAUGCGGAAGGUUCUGGAGAAGCUGCGGCUCCUCUGGGAGGAGGAGGAGGGGCGGCUGCAAGACCUGCUGCAGUCCAAGGGGGCCUGUGAGCAGCAGAUCCAGCGGCUGGAGGCCGAGCUUGGAGAGUUCCGGAAGGGCCUUCAGAGACUAGCCCGGGAGGGCCUGGAGCCCACGGCGGGGGCGACAACGGAGGAUGAGCUGGUUGCCCAGUGGAGGCUGCACUCGGCCACGCGGGCGGCGCUGGCCGCGAAGGAGCCCCGUGCAGACCGGCUACAGGCCCAGCUGAAAGAACUCGUCACCUUUCCUGACCUCCAGCCCCUCGCUGACAGUGUGGUGGCCGCUCUCCAGGAGUACCAGAGCAUGAAGGGGAAGAGCACCAGGCUCCAGAAUGCCACCAGGGCGGAGCUGUGGCAGCGUUUCCAGCGGCCCCUGCAUGGCCUGCAGCUGUGGAGGGCCCUGGCCCAGCGGCUCCUGGAUGUCACCGGCAGCCUGCCAGACCUGCCCUCCAUCCACACCUUUCUGCCCCAGAUCGAGGCAGCCCUGACAGAAAGCUCCCACCUCAAGGAGCAGCUGGCAAUGCUACAGCUCAAGACAGACCUGCUGGGCAGUAUGUUUGGCCAGGAGAGAGCUGCCGCCCUCCUGGAGCAGGUGGCAGGUUCCGUGAGGGACCGAGAGCUGCUGCACAACAGCCUUCUGCAGAGAAAGAGCAAGCUUCAGAGCUUGCUGGCUCAGCACAAGGACUUUGGGACUGCUUUCGAACCCCUGCAGAGGAAGCUCCUGGAUCUCCAGGUCAGGAUCCAAGCUGAGAAAGGAUUUCAACGGGACCUCCCUGGAAAGCAGACCCAGCUCCUGAGGUUACAGGGCCUGCAAGAAGAGGGCCUGGAUCUGAGGGCGCAGAUUGAAGCUGUGAGGCCCCUUGUCCAGGGAAACCCCAACAACCAGCACAAAGUGGACCAACUUUCCUCUGAUCACCAGGCCCUGCAGAGGUCCCUGGAGGACCUUGUGGACAGGUGUCAGCAAAGCGUGCGGGAGCACUGCACCUUCAGGCACCGGCUGCUGGAUCUGCAGCAGUGGGUCACCACCGCCACCCAGAAGCUGGAGUCACACCAGGAAGAAGCGGGUCCCUGGGAUGCUGAGUCGCAAGAGGCUGAGAUCGAGAGACUGCUGGCUGAGAUUGCAGAGAAGGAGGUCCACCUGCCGCUGCUGGAAGCCCUGGGCCAGGUGGUGAUGGCAAAGUCUACUCCGGAGGGGGCGGCUGUGGUCCAGGAGGACCUGAGGGCACUGGCACAGUCCUGGCAGGCCUUGAAGCUGCUGGAGGAGAGCCUGCUGAGCCUCAUCAGAAGCUGGCAGCCUCAGAGGACAGACGUGGAUUCUGGGAAGAAGCUUGUUUUCACUAACAAUAUCCCCAAGUCUGGCUUUCUCAUUAACCCUGUGGAUCCUCUUCCCAGACGACGGCAUAGGGGAAACCUACUGGAAGAAGAAGCCGGUCCCCAGGGAGAUUUCUCCCAGCUUCUAAGGAACUUCGAGCAGUGGCUACAGGUGGAAAAUUCUAAGCUGGCUAGAGUCCUCGCGACGAGGACGGUCUCAGCCGAGGACAGGAGGACCGGAGAGACAGCCCUGCAGGAACUGGAGGCGCGGAUCCCGGAAGGUCAGCACCUCUUCGAGAACCUCCUUCACCUCAGGCCAGCCAGGCGCCCCUCCGAUGGGCUGGAAGACCUGCGUUACCGCUGGAUGCUGUAUAAAUCCAAGCUCAAGGACUCUGGCCACCUGCUGAUGCAGAGUUCUCCAGGGGAGCAGACUGGGCGCCAAAAGAGCCGGCGGCGGUGGCGGGGUCCCUGCUCACUCCUGCGCAAGGCGUGCCGCGUGGCGCUGCCCCUGCAGCUGCUCCUGCUGCUGCUGCUGCUGCUGCUCUUCCUGCUGCCCGCGGGCCGGGAGGAGCGCAGCUGCGCGCUGGCCAACAACUUCGCCCGCUCCUUCGCGCUCAUGCUCCGCUACAACGGCCCUCCGCCCACCUAGCCCGCUGGGCCAGCCAGGUGACCCGCAUGCUUCUCCCGAGACUGUCUGCUGGGGAGACUGGACCCCACGGGCCAGAGAUCCAGAGCUGCUUCCGCACAGAUGCUGCACUUGUUCCUGGAACAAACUUGCUUUUCUACAUUGUUUCUAUUUAUACUCAGUGUACUAAUGUACAGACUUUUUUAUACGCCAUGUACGGACAUGCUCGGUGGGGAGAGCUUCCUAGGUGCUGCCUAGCGGUGGGGGCAACCCCAGCAGUGUUUUUCUCUAGCGGAACUUCAUGGCACUUUGAGGCCUUGGCCUACGGUCAGUUCUGGACGUCACGGAUCGGAGGCGGCGACCCUCACGCCCUGUGUUACCGCAAAGGCCUCUGGGCCUGAGUGCGGGUGAGCAGAGCGGGCCCCGCUCAGCCCGGGGCUCUUGUGGCCCUGGAGCAGAAGUCAAAGGGUGACCGGAGGCAGGCGUGGUGAUAGUGACGUGGCGAAUGACAGAGGGAUACCAAGGGAGCGGCCAGUGGAGGAGCUGGGAGAGGGGCAACUGGAAAGGCACCAGCGAGCGGCGCUGCGUGCCGGAGCCUCGCUGCCUCUGAUAGCACACGUGUGAGGGCCUUCGGGAAGGGCUGGACUUCACGUGUUUCAGGGAGAAAGAAAGAGGAGAGGGACUGGAUUUUUAAUUUUUUUUUUAAAAAAAUUUAUUUAUUUAUUAGAGCCAGCAACAGGGAGAAAGAGAGAAAGAGAAGAGAGA
Messenger RNA from Jaculus jaculus (lesser Egyptian jerboa), 3703 nucleotides. RefSeq names its product spectrin repeat containing nuclear envelope family member 3 (gene Syne3). The transcript is spliced from 18 exons. Gene Ontology annotation, molecular function: actin filament binding. Gene Ontology annotation, biological process: nuclear migration. Gene Ontology annotation, cellular component: nuclear outer membrane; meiotic nuclear membrane microtubule tethering complex; cytoplasm. The record is from RefSeq and is a predicted model, not a curated record. NCBI's taxonomy places the organism in Eukaryota, Metazoa, Chordata, Mammalia, Rodentia, Dipodidae. The coding region runs from base 35 to 2962 and encodes 975 amino acids.